This is a messenger RNA of Pteronotus mesoamericanus, 1158 nucleotides long. It is a transcript of the gene TEX44, whose product is annotated as testis expressed 44. The record is from RefSeq and is a predicted model, not a curated record. The coding region runs from base 1 to 1158 and encodes 385 amino acids. Lineage: Eukaryota; Metazoa; Chordata; Mammalia; Chiroptera; Mormoopidae. The transcript has a single exon.
AUGACCACCGUGCCCUCGGGAGAGGCCAGCACCCCCGCACAUGGUGGCAGUAGGCCUUCAGAGAGCCCCGCAGUGGGGUCCCAGAGCCAGGUCUCCCUCCUUGCAGAUGCCCCAGGGGCUGGUGCUGCAGCGUCAGCUGAACAGCAGGAUGUAGAUCUGGCCUCCGGCAAGCCAGCCACCUCCAAGCCCACGUCAGCCUCGGGGUACGAGGACAAGCUGAAAGAUGAAGCUGCUGCCAGGCACAGGCCGGAGCCCCAGGAAGCCAUGGGCUGGCUGACCUGCCCGGCCCCAGAAGCCCUGAAAAUGUCCACGAGCCUCCCGAACUCAGUGUGGGACGAACUGGCACAAAAUAUGAAAACGACGCUGAGUCUUCAGAUUUCCCGAAGUGACUCCCUGUCUAAGAAACAGACCCUACAAGCAGUGAGUGUCCUGGACAGGGAGAAAGACUUGGAUCCACACACACCCAGUGCUAAGGUUCUGUUCCUCCAAGCUGUGCCCGCGGUGAGCACGGCCGACGCAGCCAGUCAGCCUGACACUUGGGCCACCGGCACCACUGAAGCCGCAGAGACACCAGAGGGUCCGGAGGCCUUGAGCCCUGACACGGAAGCUUCGCCACUAGCUGAGCCCCAGGUCGUGACAGAGGGGCGUUCGGUAGACCGCUCAGGAGAGCUGCAGGCUCAGCCGGUCGCUCCCUCCCCGGGAGGCAGUAUCCCGACCUUGCCUGGGGCCCCCACGGUGGCCCUGGGGAGGGGGCCCCUGGACCCCAGCCUGUACAUGGCUUGUGAGGAGAAUGCUUACAUGUGCUCCAUGACCAGCUUGCUGGCCGGGGGCGAGGAGGCCAUCAGCUCCCUGGCAGACAUCCUGCUCUGGCCCGAGAUGGCCAUGGACAUAGCCACGGGCAUCCUGGUGUCCGGAUCCAGCUCCAUGACCUACCUGCUGCACAGCCCAGGGCCCAGGCUGCGCCCCCUCUCCAGCCUCCUGCGGAACGCCAGCUUGGCCUUCUCCUCUCGGCUGAGAGCGAGGGCAGGCUCGGUCCUGCGCUCUAUCACCCACGUGCUGGAGAGGAUAGAGCGGAGGACAGUAGAGGGCCUCUGUUCGGCUGCACGUUACCUGACCGGCCACCUCGCCCCAUACCACUCCGGCCUCCGCUGUGACUAG